Messenger RNA from Oreochromis niloticus (Nile tilapia), 5000 nucleotides. RefSeq names its product solute carrier family 26 member 2 (gene slc26a2). The record is from RefSeq and is a predicted model, not a curated record. Gene Ontology annotation, cellular component: membrane. Gene Ontology annotation, molecular function: secondary active sulfate transmembrane transporter activity. The coding region runs from base 203 to 2353 and encodes 716 amino acids. Gene Ontology annotation, biological process: sulfate transmembrane transport. The transcript is spliced from 5 exons. NCBI's taxonomy places the organism in Eukaryota, Metazoa, Chordata, Actinopteri, Cichliformes, Cichlidae.
UCGGGACAGUCAGGCUCAUCAGUAACUGCGCAUGUGUGCAGCUCGUGUGACGUAACACGCGCCGUUCCACGUCAUCACGCACGGAGCUGCGGCGGGGCGGAAAACAGAUGCGAGGCGGGAUCGGAGCGGACCGUGAGCGGCAGGGACGGCUCAAAGGAACUCGGUACCGGCACCGGGAUCCAGCUCAGAUAAGAGCUCAGCCAUGCUUCACGGGGAGGACAGCUGUGCGGCAGUAGAAGAUGGCGGUGAGGAGGACCAGCACCGGCCUCUCAUCCUGGAAAGGAUUGAGAAGGAAACGGGAAGAACCUGGAGAACGGUUUUGUCGCAGCGGCUUAGGAAGCACUGCUCCUGCACGCCAGAGAAGGCCAAAUCCAGAAUCCUCAGCUUCUUCCCGGUUCUCCAGUGGCUGCCGCGCUACAAGCUCAGGGACUGGAUCCUGGGGGAUGCAAUGUCAGGAGUGAUUGUUGGAAUCCUAUUGGUUCCCCAGUCCAUAGCCUACUCCUUAUUGGCUAACCAGGAUCCCAUAUAUGGCCUGUACACGUCUUUCUUCGCUUCCAUCAUCUACGCCCUCCUGGGCACUUCCAGGCACAUCUCAGUGGGGAUUUUCGGAGUGCUCUGUCUGCUCAUUGGCCAGGUGGUGGACAGGGAGUUGGCCCUGGCGGGAUACCUCCCGGAGAGCAGCCUGAGUGGGAAUGACAGCAGUGUCCCGUUGGCUGGGAAUGACAGUGGCGUGGUGGGAUGUGACCAGAGCUGCUACGCGAUUGCCGUGGGGGCCACAGUUACCUUUACUGCCGGGAUUUACCAGGUGCUAAUGGGCCUUCUGCAGGUGGGCUUUGUGUCCGUCUACCUGUCGGACUCCCUCCUCAGCGGCUUCGCUACAGGAGCCUCCCUCACCAUCCUGACGUCUCAGAUCAAGUACCUGCUGGGCCUGAAGAUCCCACGUCCUCAGGGCUGGUUCACUCUGUUUAAGACGUGGUAUGGCCUGCUGAGCAAUCUCGGGAACACCAAUGUGUGUGAUCUCAUCACCAGUCUGGUGUGUUUGGCGGUACUCAUACCUACGAAGGAGCUCAAUGACCGCUUCAAGUCCAAGCUGAAGGCUCCGAUCCCAUUCGAGCUCUUUGUGGUGAUAAUUGCCACGCUCGCAUCUCACUUUGGCCAUUUCAACGCCAAAUACGGGUCGGGCGUGGCUGGGGUCAUCCCCACAGGCUUCCUCCCUCCUCAAAUGCCCAUGUGGUCUCUGAUCCCCAAUGUGGCUGUCGAUGCCUUUUCCAUUGCCAUCGUGGGAUUCGCUAUCACCGUCUCACUGUCGGAGAUGUUCGCCAAGAAGCACGGCUACACGGUGGACGCCAACCAGGAGAUGUAUGCCAUCGGGUUCUGCAAUAUCCUGCCGUCGUUCUUCCACUGCUUCACCAGCAGCGCCGCGCUGACCAAAACCCUCGUCAAGGAGUCAACCGGGUGCCAGACGCAGCUGUCAGGGCUGAUCAGCGCUCUCCUCCUGCUGCUGGUGCUUCUGGUGAUCGCGCCGCUCUUCUAUUCCCUCCAGAAGUGUGUUCUUGCCGCCAUCAUCGUGGUAAACCUCCGUGGUGCUCUUCGAAAAUUCACCGACAUUCCCUGCAUGUGGCGUGCCAACCACAUCGAUGCCUUCAUCUGGCUGAUCACCAUGGCAACCUCAGCGCUGGUCAACACAGAGCUGGGGCUCCUUGUGGGGGUUUUGGUGUCGGCUUUCUGUGUCCUGGGCAGAACUCAGCGGGUCCAGGUCCUGGAGCUCGGCCGGGCUAUGACCAGGGAGCAUUACGAAGAUCUGGCGUCCUACAAAGGCCUCCAAACCCACCCCGACGUGGCCAUCUUUAGAUACGAAGCGCCAAUCUACUACGCUAACCAGAACCUGUUUAAAAAGUCUCUGUACAGGUGUGUAGGACUUGACCCUGUGAAGGAGAAGAGCCGCCGUGUCAAGUUCCAGAACAGCAAACGACAGGAAGAGGCAGCCGGAGUCCCGACAAGCAACUCUGACGAGAAAGAGGCCGAAGCGCCUCCAGCUGUCACCCUGAUGAUGAACACAGCCUCCCGUCAGUUACGCAGGGUAGUGAUCGACUGCAGCGCUGUCUUGUUCCUGGACACUGCUGGAGUAAAUGCUCUAAAGGAGGUCCGCAAGGAUUACGGAGAGCUGGGGGUGGUGGUGGAGUUGGCUCAGUGCAACACCUCCGUGCUGGACACGCUGGAACGAGGAGGAUACUACAGCAACCAAAAAGGAGGCAACGCAGGAGAGAACCGCACGAUCUUCUUCACUAUCGAAGAUGCCGUCCUCCACGUCCAAAGCCCCAGCACUCCUAACGGAGACUGUGAUAAGUCCUAAAGAGACAACACGUCUAUGUUUACAUGUCUACAGCGUGUGGCUGCACAGAUGUGCCUUUGUAAUGGUUUUCUGAAGUCCUACCUUCACCUCAGGUUUCUACAUCCAGACAGGUGAUGAAUCACCACAGUGUGAACGUCCACGUACCGAUAACUCACUGUAUAACAAGAACCAGCCACCCACAAGGAAAGAAUACCCCGACCCUACCUGACAGCUUGAGUCCAUGUCUAAGGCAGACUCAGCAAGUUUACAUCUGCACAGUACAAGUGCUGCACUGUGUGAAAUAUGUUUAUUCUGCACAGUACAAGUACUGCACUCUGUGUACAAGUACGGCACAGUGUAAAAUAUGUAUUUCAUACUGCACCGUGUGAAAUAUGUUUUAUACUGCACUUUGUGAAAUAUGUUUCAUAAUGCACAGUACUGCACAGUGAGUACAAGUACUGCACAGUGUGAAAUUUGUUUCAUACUGCACAGUACAAGUACUACACAGUGUGUACAAGUACUGCACAAUGUGAUAUAUGUUUUUUAUACUGCACAGUACAAGUAUUGCACUCUGUGUACAAGUACUGCACAGUGUGAAAUUUGUUUCAUACUGCACAGUACAAGUACUACACAGUGUGUACAAGUACUGCGCAAUGUGAUAUAUGUUUUUUAUACUGCACAGUACAAGUAUUGCACUCUGUGUACAAGUACUGCACAGUGUGAAAUUUGUUUCAUACUGCACAGUACAAGUACUACACAGUGUGUACAAGUACUGCACCAUGUGAAAUGUGUGUUUUAUUCUGCACAGUACAAGUACUGCAAAGUAUAAUAUAUGCGUUUCAUACUGCACAGUACAAGUACUGCACAGUGUAAAAUAUGUUUCAUAAUGCACAGUCCUGCACAGUGAGUACAAGUACUGCACAGUGUAAAAUAUGUUUCAUAAUGCACAGUCCUGCACAGUGUGUACAAGUACUGCACCGUUUGAAAUAUGUGUUUCAUACUGCGCAGUGUGAGACUGGUCAUGCCCUAAUGUUGUUUAUAGAGGCCAGAGCCGUAUUCUGACUUAAUUUUUAGAUACCGAGUCAGAACGAUGAGUGUGCACGUGCACACGUUCAGGAUGACGACUGGGGUUAGAAUUUAAAUCAGGUGUAAAUCAUUUAGUGUUUUUGUUUUUUAAGGUCUAAACUGGAUUUUUUGCCACAAUCAAAAAGGAACAUAAUCGUCUGCUGUUUGGUGUUUGGGUCCAUCAGUCCAAUCAUGACUGACGCCUCAGGGCAGGAAGUUUAAAAUACGUGUAGAAAAAAGCAGCACCUCUACUGCUCUGAGGAGAGACCUCAGAGGUAUCUAAAUGAGUUCUUGCUUUAGAUCAGAGCCCUGCUGGAUAAAAACAUACAUUCUUCAUACGUGCUUAAUAAGAAGCAGCCACCCUGUGCCUGAACAUGAAUGUACGUGCAGUGACCCGAGGAAGCAUUUUUCUGUUAGCACUGAUGUAGGUGCAGGUGUAUGCAUGUGCUUCCAGAUCCUCUGACAGACGAAUAUUCCUCCGGUGAGGAUUAGAGACUCUUCCUGUUUAACUGUUAGCCGCAGUCACAUGACCUUGGCCUGUGCCUUCUUUCUGUGAGUCGGGUAAUGAAUGACCCCCCCCCCGCAGACAGGGGCUUUGAUGUGGUUUCUGUAGCUUUAACGAAACCUGCCUCAAUAAACUUGGUAGCAUUAUUAUUCAUAGAGCACUUAAUUAUUAGAAAGCCUGAAGUUGGUUCUUAAGCAGAUGUAUUCUAGUUUUUUAUUAUGAGAAAUGUAUACGUAUACAUGAUUCCGAAUAUGUGCCUAAAGCUUAUGCACUAAAAUUUUUUUGAAUGAAUUUUACUGUAAAGCAGCACAAUCCUGACAGCAGUUUUACUGUUUGCACUUUUCAAAGCUGUUUUAUUAUCUUAAAUAUCCAAACAGUUUAUCCUGGACGCCGCCACGGCCCCCACGCUCCAUCCUGCUUCCAUCUCAAAGGGCUCACUCAUGAUAAUCGGAUAAUCAAGCGGCUUAUCUCAGCUGAGACCAAAAAGGUUUUUUUGCUCUUGACCUUUGAACCCUGCUUUGUUUAAUGUGUGUUCACAGCACCAACGUAAAGUUUUAUUGCUUGAACCUUUUAAGUAGCUGAUCAGGGUAAGAAUAGAAGUUUGCUCUCAAUGCAAAAGUGUUGCUGAAAUGGAGCGUGCUGAUAUGCAGUGAUGGACUAUUUUAAACUGGGAAAAUCUUUGCAGAGUUGUUUUUAUACUGGGUGUAUGUGACAGGAUGUGGUGUUUCCAGCCUCUGUCCUUGCUGAUUUAAAGCAGUAGUGGUUUAUAUUUUAUAGCUGUUUUUACAGAGAAAAUCAAAAAGAAUUAUGGAUGAGUUUUGCUGCAGAGCUGUUAAAGUUGAUUACACAGCCGUUGAUGGAAGUGAAUAUGCUCGGUGACGUGAGUUUCACGUCGUUCUCCCUGAAUGCUCACCCGAGCUGCUAAACACACGCAGUGCUUUUAGAGAACAAAGUCCUCGCUUCAGUAUCUAAAUGUAAAACAGAAAAACAUGACGUAAGCUCCCAUUUAUUCUAGUCAGCUUAUUUAACUUUAUCGUGUAUCCUGGUAUCAGAUUGAAGCGGUGUUUUACUGGAAAAUAAAAUCCUGUCUGAUUCCUC